This is a messenger RNA of Branchiostoma belcheri (Belcher's lancelet), 3243 nucleotides long. RefSeq lists its product as uncharacterized. The record is from RefSeq and is a predicted model, not a curated record. The coding region runs from base 39 to 3224 and encodes 1061 amino acids. Lineage: Eukaryota; Metazoa; Chordata; Leptocardii; Amphioxiformes; Branchiostomatidae. The transcript is spliced from 4 exons. Gene Ontology annotation, molecular function: sequence-specific DNA binding.
AUGACGUCAGAGGUCACCCAGUCAGGCCGCCAUUUGCCAUGAAAGAGAGAAACACCCGGACAAAGAUGGUGCGCUGUGUCGCUUGCAACACGGGGAGGGCGACCUUCCACAGCUUUCCCAAAGACCUAGGGAUGCGCCAGAAGUGGCUGGCAAAUAUCAGGGACCACCUGGUCAGUGACAUCACGCCCGAAAAACUGGAAUUGUGGCUGCUACACUUCCCAGUCGUCACAAACCCCGGUAUCUGGAGGGUCUGUUCCCGGCAUUUUGAACAGAGGUGUUUCUCGGAGAGGACCAUGACGAAAAUGAUGAACACGGCCUCGAAGAAUAUUCCCAAUCUCCGACUCUGUUACGACGCGGUUCCGACACUGUUUACGGAAGAGGAGAUAUCAAGGAAGGGGCAUAUGAGUCACCUUGGUCCGGCGAAAGCUCCCGAACUUCGGAAGUUGAAACCGAAGGAGCCAGCACUAGAGCACAGUGGGGUUCGUACGGAUAUCAUUCAAGGUGUGCCAGUGAACACACUAGUGAACACUGCAGUGAACAUGCCAGUGAACACACUAGUGAACACUGCAGUGAACAUGCCAGUGAACACGCUAGUGAACACUGCAGUCAACAUGCCAGUGAACACACUAGUGAACAGUGCGGUAAACAUGCCAGUGAACGCAGCAGUGAAUGUGCCUGUGACUGCAGCAGUGAACACACCAGUGAACACUGCAGUGAACAUGCCAGUGAACGCAUCAGUGAACAUGCCAGUGAACACGCUAGUGAACACUGCAGUGAAUGCGCCAGUGAACACACUAGUGAACACGCCAGUGAACACAGUCGGACUAGUGAACACAAGUGUGAACACGCUAGUGAGCUCGCCAGUGAACAGUCUGAACAAACUGGGGAACAUACCAGUGAACACGUUAGUGAACACACCAGUCAACACGCCAGUCAACACGCCAGUCAAUACCUUUAUAUUGACUCAUUCUCUCAUAGGACAAGUCCAGCCUGUCCAGGUUCCAGUAGUUAAGGUGAGUUCAGUGUCAAACUCAAAGGAGGUUGGCAGAAGCAGUCCAGACGUGCCAGCCGAGAACCUCAGGGACAACCUGCAGAGUCAGCUCAGCCGAUGGAAGGGGGCCUGUAAGGCACUGAGGCUCACAGACGACCAGAUGGCCAAGUUCCUACUGGACAGGUAUUACAAAGGGGACAAGUCAGUUUCAGCCUGCACCGGCAGUCAGAGUACCCACAAAACACUGCUGCUAGACCGGGGGUUACUGACUCUGUGGAACGACUCCAUGGCAGACAAGGGCUUCAGCAGUGAUAAAGAUUUCCUCUGGUUCCUGCUGCUUGGGCCUCAGAAGUCAGGCACAGACAGUGAAGGGUUAACUGUCAGAGAGCAUGGGGCCUCAGACGAAUGUGUGCAUGACAAAGUAAGUUACGUAGGGCCUGGUGAUACAGCUUCGGUAACCUACAAAGAAUCGAAUGGUGCUGUGAAUUGUCCACUCACUUUACCACCAACUUCCUGUAAGACCAACCCCACACAGAAGACAAGUGUCGCUGAAACCGCAAAGACCGCACCGGUACCUGUGACUUCCCAAAACUUUUCGCAUGCUGACAGGGAAGCUGGAAAAGACGAUGGAGAGCAGAAACACAGACGCAAGAAGAGAAGGAAGACAGUGCAGGAAGAACCACCAAAAGAUCAUCCAGUAUCCAAUGAUACUGCACAUUCUCCCAAAAAAUGUCGACCCAGCCCCACACAGAAGAAGAAUAUAUCUGAUGAAACUGCAAUGACCACACAGGUACCCGUGACUUCACAAAAUGAUGAAUUGCAGAGUAGAAAGCAAGUACAGGAACCAAAAAAAUGUGAUCCAGUAUUUCCUGACGGGUUGGACAAGGACCGCAGCCAUUGCGACAAUGGCAUACACAGUGAUACAACUCCAACACAACAGGUAGAACUGACAGAGAGUGGAGCAUCAGCACCUUGCACAGCUACUCAAAAGUCCUUGCAUGUACAGAGAGAGAGAAAACCUAGCAGCAAACCAUACGCACCAAACAGGGCAAAGAAAAGAAAGUAUUUUAUACCAGAAGCAUGGAGGGAACCUUCCAAGGACAUGCAGGGCAUGGGUGAUUGUGAAAACAGCACCACAUGUUCUCAGCCAACAAGCGACAGAAACUCGACGAAAAGGGCAAAGAGAAGAAAGUAUCGUAUACCAGAAGCAUGGAGGGAACAUGCCAAGGACAUGAAUGGCUUAAGUACUUGUGUAAACAGCACCACAUGUUCUCAGUCAACUUCUGGUGAAGUUGGCGUAGAUUUGAAAGAUGACGAUGAACUAGAGAUAGACCUUAAUGACUGUAAUAGCUGCAUUACAUCCUCUCAGCUAUGUUCAGGUGCAGUUCCUAUUCCUGUCAAACAAGAAGAUGGCCACAACAGCAGCUUGACCUCUCAGCUAAGUUGGGGUGGCACAGUCAGGACUAAGGUGGAGAAGGAAGAUGAACAGGGGAUGAACCUUUGUAGAUUUGACAACACAAACUUACCUAACAGGGCAAAGAGAAGAAAGUAUCUUGUACCAGGACCAAGGGAGGGGCCUUCCAAAGACAUGAGUAAUUGUGAAAGCAGCACCACAUGUUCUAAGUAUCUUGUACCAGGACCAAUGGCAAAACCCAUCAAGGACUUGGGUGAUCGUGAAAUCACCACCACAGCUCCUCAGCCAAGUUGUGGCGAAGUUGGCAAUGAUUUUAUGGACGAGGAUGAACUGGAGAUAGACCUUAAUGACUGUGACCCUACCACUGCAUCUUCUCAGAUAAGUUCUGGUACAGUCUGUAUGCAUGUUAAACAGGAGGAUGAAGUGGAGAAGACCCUUGUUAGAAGUGACAACCACAGCAUGUCCUCACAACAGAGAUGGUGCAGUGCAGUCAACAUCAAGGUUGAGAAGGAAGAUGGACUAGAGAUGAGCCUAUGUCGUUUUAACAACGCAAACGUAUCUUGUCCUCAGUAUAGCACAAACAUUAACAAAGGCAAUAACGUUGAUUUUGACAAUUGUGACUACACUGGAACACCUCAUGAUACAGUCAGCAUCAAGGUUGAGAGGGAAGAUGGACUGGAGAUGGGCUUUGGUUGUUGUAGUACUAGUAAUACACACUCUGAGGCUGAGCCAAGUUUUGAUACAGAUGACAUUCAGGAAGAGGAGUUAGAGAUGCACUUGGAAAGGGCGAUUCUGGCAACAGCAGAACACCUGGGCUGAAGAAGGCCAAGAGAAGAAC